This is a messenger RNA of Erinaceus europaeus (western European hedgehog), 2694 nucleotides long. RefSeq names its product zinc finger protein 408 (gene ZNF408). NCBI's taxonomy places the organism in Eukaryota, Metazoa, Chordata, Mammalia, Eulipotyphla, Erinaceidae. The record is from RefSeq and is a predicted model, not a curated record.
CUAGGUCCUUAUUGUUCCGGGGCAGAGCUUUGCUUCCACCACUCCUCUCAAACCCCCGGUCCUGUGCCCCAGUGAGCUCUGACUGUUACACUUCUUUCCUGAGAGGAAAUUUAAAACUUAACACUGUUUCCGGGGGGAGCUGAGAAGACCAUGCUCACUUCCGGCAGGGGGAGCUUUUCCCAAUCUGGAAUGGAGGAGGCGGGGGACCAGUUCUUGGAGAGGCACAGGCUGCAGUUGGCCCCAGAACCGCACCUGGACCGGGAUCCAGGAUGGAGCCCAUCAGGAGAAGGCUGUGCAGGGAGCAGCAAAGACUUCCCCAUCGGGCCUACCCUCACCACCUUCGCUCUAAAGAGCCUCCCCCGUGGUUUGGCACUCGGCCCCUCCCUCGUCGAGGAGCAACGCUUGGGGAUCUGGUGUGUCGGGGAGCCCCUGCAGCCAGGACUACUCUGGGGGCCGCUGCAAGAGGAGUCUGUCUCCCAGUCCCAGUGUGAGAUAGUGAAACCACAAAAGGAGCAGGAUAUAUCACGAGGUCCGUGGGGAGAUGUGCAUGCUUGUGAGCAGAGUUCAGGCUGGACCAGUUUAGUGCAGCACAGCAGACAGGAGGAUGAGGGAAAUGUGACCCUCGUGAGGAUAAGCGACAGGCUCCACCUGCAGGUGUAUCGGGUUGUGCUACCGGGCUUUGAACUGCUGUUGGGGUCUGGGCCUCCCUCUGAAGGCCUGAGCCCUGCCCAGCCCAGGCUAGAGGAAGAGGAGUUCCCCUUACAACAGGAAGUGGCUUCUCCUGAGGCGGAUACACAAGACCCCUGCGCAGAUCCUGUUCACCAGUCACCCCACAGCAGCCGGGAAGAGAGGGUGCUGGGCCCUGGUCUUAAGACCCAAAUCCAGGAGCAACUUUCUGAGGAGAGUCAACCCUUUGAUCCGUCACCUCAGGAUGGCAGUGGGAACAAGGAAGGCCCAGUCCAGACGCAGACACCACCUCGCCCGGAGAGCAGGGCCCCGGCUUCGGCACAGGACACCCAGCUGCAUUCUGACCUGCUCCAGGAGUCGCACGCUCCCAGUGCCCAGUGCCCACCCAGAGCAAAGACCUCAGAGCCUGGCGCCCAGCAGGCUGGGGAGCGCCAGCACCCUGGCCGCCCUGCACUCUUUCACAGCCCUCCUGGCCCACCAGGAAACCCCCCAACACAGGGGCGCCGGUACAGGUGUGGGGAGUGUGGCAAGGCCUUCGGACAGCUGUGCCACCUGAAGAAACACACGUUUGUGCACACGGGCCACAAGCCCUUCCUCUGCACCGAGUGCGGCAAGAGCUACAGCUCUGAGGAGAGCUUCAAAGCUCACACUCUGGGCCACCGAGGCGUGCGGCCCUUCCCCUGCGCACAGUGCGACAAGGCCUACGGCACCCGGCGAGACCUCCGAGAGCACCAGGUGGUACACUCGGGCGCCCGGCCCUUUGCCUGUGAGCAGUGCGGCAAGGCCUUCUCCCGCCGGCCUUCCCUGCGGCUGCAUCGCAAAACCCAUCAGGUGCCAGCUGCCCCCGCCGCGUGCCCCUGCCCCUGCCCCGUGUGCGGACGGCCCCUGGCCAGCCAGGGCUCCCUGCGGAACCACAUGCGCCUCCACACAGGGGAGAAGCCCUUCCUGUGCCCGCACUGCGGCCGGGCCUUCCGCCACCGUGGCAACCUGCGUGGGCACCUGCGGCUGCACACCGGCGAGCGCCCUUACCGCUGCCCACACUGCACCGAGUCCUUCCCCCAGCUGCCCGAGCUGCGGCGCCACCUCAUCUCCCACACGGGGGAGGCCCACCUGUGCCCCGUGUGCGGGAAGGCACUCCGAGACCCCCACACCCUGCGCGCCCACGAGCGCCUGCACUCGGGGGAGAGGCCCUUCCCCUGCCCGCAGUGUGGCCGCGCCUACACGCUGGCUACCAAGCUGAGGCGCCACCUCAAGUCCCACUUGGCAGACAAGCCCUACCACUGCCCCGUCUGUGGCAUGGGCUACACCCUCCCCCAGAGCCUCAAGCGCCACCAGCUCAGCCACCAGCCCCGGCAACCCUGCGAGCCUCUGGCCGCUGCCCAGCCCACCGUGGUGCUGCUGCAGACUGAGCCAGAGCUGCUGGAUGCAGGCAGCCGGCAGGACCUCUCGCCUCCCCGGGACAUCUUCCAGGUCACUGGUUCUGAGAGCCAGAAGUGCUUUGUGGUGCCAGAGGAGCCCGGCCCUGGCCCCAGCCUGGUGCUCAUCCGGAAGGACAUGGGCUUUAGCACCUGGGUGGAAGUGGUGGAGGUGGAGUCAGGCACCUGACCCCUCCUGCCCCUGUGGGGUUCUAGUCCUGUGCUUGCCAAUGGCUAGAUGUCUACACCUUCUUCCUCUCUGGGCUGCCUGGUGGAGGUUUGAGUCCACUGUGAGGAGCAGGUCAAGGACUUCCCUUCCUGCUCAGAAACCGUCAAAUAGUCGCCUGAGAAACCUCUCUGGGAUUUAAGGCCUUUUGACUCAGCUCCAGGAGAGCCUGUUCUGCCUGUCUCCCUGGGGGUUACACAGGUGCCUGUUCCGUGAAUGCUGUGGAAGUGACCCUGGCCAGGGAGGUCGUGGGGUAGCUGGUGGUGAUACUGUAGACCUGAAGGACGCGCUCUUGUAUCUGGGAGCAAAUGGGAUGAUUCUCAAGGGUUAAAAAAAAUAGUGGCUAAGCCAGGCUCGUAGCUCACA